UUGAAAAAAAUUAGUUCCCCUAUAAAACCCUAAAUUCACCAGACUCGGUCCAAUUGCUUUCAUUCUCUGUCUUUCUCUCCCUCUCUAUCUCUUCUAUCCAUUCCCUAUAUAUAACUUCAAUAGUUCAAUUCCAUAAACACAGAGGCCUCAUUCAUUCUACUUCAUCCCCAAUUCACAACCCUCAUGUUUUGUUAAUUGAAGCUGAUGACAGUAAGUGGUUAUUUGGGGUUGUGUGUCAAAUUAGGCCCUGCUGAGUAAAUGAUUUGGUGUUUAAGGUGGAGACAAUGGCAUUGGUUACCCAUCAAAUGCAGGGUUCGUUUGUGACAUACCCCUCCAGGACAUUGUCAUGGAGCAAGGGGAUGAAGUUGAAGCGUUAUGUAACAACACUUCACAUGGUUGGGAGGACAGAGAGUUGCUCUAUCAUAAAGCACAAUAUUUGUUUGAGUGUAGGGGCGUCUCCCAUACGUGGACCAAAACUUAAUCCGUUGAGAGUUUUAGCCUUCAAGGGCAGUGCCCGGAAUGAUAAAUCUGGGGGUAGAAAAAGUGGGUCAAAGCUUCCCAAGAAUUCAGUCAAGCUAAAAGAGAAUGAGGAUACCACAGCAGGUUCUCCCCAGGCAAAUGAUAUCCCUCUUUCCUAUGCCUCUGAAGCAAACGAGAAUAUAACAUCUUCACCUGCCAUUCAUACUCUGUUUAAGAAAUGGUUGAGAAUGCUCCGAACUCAAUCAUCAGGUGAAGUAGUAGAUGGGAUUCUGGGAGAAGAACCUCCUCCAAAGGAGACAUCAGAAACUGAGCACCAAACUCAAGACGAGGAAAGAGAUGGUUUUCUAAGGACAAUUUGGUGCAAUUUUCUUAGUCUAAAUGCUGCAAUAAAGAUACCCUUGCUUAUCUUCAUCCCCUCGUACCUGGCUGUGAAUGUACUUUAUGGUGCUGAAGUUUCAAGGGAGUUAACUCCUUUAUGGAUUUUGGGACCUUUCAUUGCAGCUCUCUACGUCAAACUGUUUCAGUGGCUGUGUGCACUAUAUGUUUUUAGCUUCAAACAGACUGUUAGAGUAAUUACAAACUUGCCCACUUAUUACCUGACGGCAUAUAGAUACAUUUUUCAUGGGAAGCUUAAGGAGGAUAUGUAUGCUCGUUUCUGGCAACCUGUAGUUGACAUCAAGAAUUUAGAUUACAGGAAACUAUCCAGAAGAAAGAUGAAAGUAUUACAAGAGUUAUUAGUUGAGAAGUACCUCGAUUUUGUGGAAUCAAUAUGGCCAUAUUAUUGCAGAGCAAUCAGAUUCUUGAAAAGGGCUAAUCUCAUUUAGAAGAUGAGAAGUUCUUAGAUUAAUCGGCUGAAGUUGGAGUUGCUCCUGAUGAUGGUCGCAAAAGGUUCCGACACUUCCGAGUUUCUUUUGAGGAGCUUGCCAGUCCCAUUUUAGAUUGGGUUCCAUCUUGAUCUGUAGCUGGUCCACGAUCACGACUAGCGGAUUUGUCCGGGUUUGUGUAAUUUUUUGUAAGGCAGCAUUAGCAUUCUUAUUUUUGGAUGAGAUCCGUAUUAUUUUGUUCAUGUACUGUAUUCAGCUGCUGCGAAUGUUCUCUGAGGUUCCAUAUUGAGAAAGUAAUUUCCUCUUGAUGUCGUACUCGAACCUCUUUAUUGUGCCCAUUUGUGCCAUCAUACAUGUCUUUUG
This is a messenger RNA of Argentina anserina (silverweed cinquefoil), 1667 nucleotides long. RefSeq lists its product as uncharacterized. The transcript has 5 exons. Lineage: Eukaryota; Viridiplantae; Streptophyta; Magnoliopsida; Rosales; Rosaceae. Bases 285 to 1304 code for a protein of 339 amino acids. The record is from RefSeq and is a predicted model, not a curated record.